Molecule: messenger RNA, 510 nt
Organism: Lotus japonicus
Lineage: Eukaryota; Viridiplantae; Streptophyta; Magnoliopsida; Fabales; Fabaceae
Exons: 1
Coding region: 1-510 (169 amino acids)
Source: RefSeq, a predicted model, not a curated record
AUGCAGAGAGGAGCUGUCGAGGAUGAGAGGGCUAUUUUCCAAAGGCCUUCAGAGCACAUGAAGAGUCACUUGAAGCCUUUAUUUGUAUGGGCAAAAGUGGAAGACAAAGGUGUCAACAAGGUUCUAGUCGACGGUGGAGCUGCCAUUAACUUAAUGCCUAGGUUCAUGCUGAAGAAGUUGGGCAAAACAGAAGCAAAUCUAAUUUCUCAUGACAUGGUCUUGUCAGACUAUGAAGGCAAGACAAGCACCUCCAUGGGUGCAAUUAUGUUGAACAUAACUGUAGGAACAGUAAGCAGAUCUACUCUUUUUAUUGUUGUGCCCUCAAUGGCCAACUACAAUUUGUUGCUGGGCAGAGAAUGGAUCCAUGGAGUAGGGGCAGUGCCAUCUACCUUGCAUCAAAGAAUCUCCAUUUGGAAAACAGAUGGAGUAGUCGAGAAUGUACAAGCAGACCAGAGCUAUUACCUAGCGGAAGCAGGCUAUGUCAAUAAAAAGAACUUUGAGAAGAAUUAG